ACUUUCUCUUGCAACAUUGGUAGUGUUUGACGUUUCUUAUUGGUGCAAAAUUUGUGUAUUUUCGGGUGAUAAUGGGAUUAUCUGACACUAUUAUUUAAUUGUGACCUACUAUUAGCAUGAAAAUUUACGUUUUUUUGUCCGGUUCUGUGGUAAACAGUUAAAUAUUGCUAUUCAGUUAAUUCAUGUUAGCCAACCUUGACCAUCGCGAAAAACCCUGAACUUUCAAGGUUAAAAAUAUGCUACAGCUGAUGCAGAGAUCAUCCGAGUUUCGAAUUAAUUUUAAUCACACUAAAUCUACAUGAAAUUAUAAAAGUCAACACGUAAAUCACAUUACACUCGUCGUUAAAUAAACCCAAGUGUAAGUUGGAUUCGUGGUUUCGGCACGGGGUAAAAAUUAACAGCCACUCACAAGGGAGGGGCGAGAUCAUCGCUAGAUUUAGGACCUUUAAUUUGCAAUGCCACGUAGUAAACGUAGAUCGACGACAGAAAUGAGUUCCAAUGAAGAUGACAGAUAUGCGUCUAAAAGGCUUCGAAACUCCAGCUCUCGGCGAGUUUCUCGUGUUGAGGAGGCCCAGUCGUUUAGUCAGAAGCGAUGUCUGGCAUGGUUUAGAGAGUACACGACGCCGGACGAUCCCGAUACGUUAGGACCAGAAGGAAUGGAGAAAUUCUGCGAAGACAUCGGAGUGGAACCAGAGAACGUCGUGAUGUUAGUUUUAGCGUUUAAAAUGCAAGCAAGACAGAUGGGGUUUUUCACGAAGGAGGAGUGGCUCAGGGGGCUGGGGGAGAUGCAGUGCGACUCGAUACAGAAGCUGCAGUACAGACUGGACUAUUUACGUUGUCUUUUAAACGAUCAAAAUGUUUUUAAAGCCAUCUAUCGAUACGCAUAUGACUUUGCUAGGGAUAAGGAUCAAAGGAGCAUGGAUAUGGAGACUGCGAAAGCGAUGCUCCAACUUUUGCUGGGAAAACAUUGGGCCCUUUACACGCAGUUCAGUCAGUUCCUUGAUCAGUCAAAGUACAAAGUUAUAAAUAAGGACCAGUGGUGUAAUAUCCUCGAAUUUUCACGGACCAUCUACAAUGACCUAUCCAAUUAUGACGUGGAUGGUGCUUGGCCGGUUAUGUUAGACGAAUUUGUAGAAUGGUUGAAAGCAUCGAGAGCUAAAGCCGCCAUAAAAUCAUGAUUAUACCCAAUUGACCGUUUUACUGGAAGUGCAAUGUAAUUUAUAUAAUCAAUUUUUUUGUUUUACACGACUUCCAGUCAAAAAUUUAAAUGCAAUGUAAUGAUAAUAAAAUUGUGUAAUAAAAUUCAUACGUUUAGAAAUCUGUCUAUAACAUUGUAACUCAGAACUGACUUAGUUAAUUUAUUUUGUUAAGUGUAAGUUUUUGGUAUUAUUGUUCAGGUUUAAUUGAAAUGAAAAAUCGAUAAUUUUGUAUGUUUUUGUUGUAAAAUAAAAUUACAUCGUAAAUUAGGAAAUAUCAAUAAAUUCCAUUAGAAAAUUGAUUCAUUUACAAUA
Molecule: messenger RNA, 1511 nt
Organism: Tribolium madens (black flour beetle)
Lineage: Eukaryota; Metazoa; Arthropoda; Insecta; Coleoptera; Tenebrionidae
Gene: SCCRO4
Product: DCN1-like protein 4
Exons: 6
Coding region: 456-1178 (240 amino acids)
Biological process (GO): positive regulation of ubiquitin-protein transferase activity; protein neddylation
Cellular component (GO): ubiquitin ligase complex
Molecular function (GO): ubiquitin-like protein binding; cullin family protein binding; ubiquitin conjugating enzyme binding
Source: RefSeq, a predicted model, not a curated record